Pelobates cultripes (western spadefoot toad) is the source of this 4300-nucleotide messenger RNA. Lineage: Eukaryota; Metazoa; Chordata; Amphibia; Anura; Pelobatidae. The record is from the annotation of a GenBank genome assembly.
AUGUUUUGGGUUUUUAGCUUUCAUUGUCACAUAUACCCGUAUGCUGAUGAAGAAUCUGCUCGUUUGGAGACGCUGAGAGACCUUUUGGUGCAAAUCCAGGACAUGCAGAAGGUAAGAUGGCAAUUUGUAGUAGAUAAAACGUGUGUGGGUCAGAAACAAAUAUAAUCAAAAUGUUCUUGUUCUAAUGUAUGGACCUAGUUGUUGCUGUUUGAUAUUUUUAUUGGAAGUGUUCAGUUGUCACCCCACCUUGGCCUCUAUAGUUCAGGUAAACCUGAAAACCCACACAAUCUGUAAGAAUGCUUACCAGGAAGACUGGUUUGAUUGGUAGUGUAUUUGGAGAGUGUCCCUUUUAAGUGCAAAUUGAAGCUCUGUUACUAGACGACUGAAGAGGUUCUGACACCAGGCUGCCAAUCAGAGGUUUGUAUGUGGCCACAAAUAUAUGGCCACAAAAAUACAUUUAUUUAUUUUUUAAGAAGUUGUGUCGUAGAAUUUGCAGAGAUACUUCCACAAAACAUUCUGUUUUCAGAUGUGGACUCAAGUAAAUGCCUUGAAUUAAAAGCUAGCUUAUUGCCAGUCACCGACGUCAAGAAUAGACUCUAGGUAAAUACAGGAGACUGUCUUUGGUGAAGCAGGACUAUACUGAAUAUAAAAUUAGUCAACCAGGAUAUUGAUCGAAAGAGAUAUCUGAUUGCCUUUUAUGGAGUCAAGAUUGAUUUAUUUUGCCUUUUUUUUUUUUUUAAUUUUUUUUUUACAUUAUUGGAAAUGGCUACAUUUGGGGUUUUUGCCCUCUUUUGGAUCAUAAAAUAAUGGGUUUUAUGGUUGAACUUAAUGGACUUUAGUCCCUUUUUUUUUUUUUUUCCAACAUAGACAAUUAUGUAACUAUGUAAUAAGUUUAUUGUAAUACAAGCUUAUUUUAUAUGUUUAUUAUUGCAAGGCACCACUGGAUCUAAAACAUUUUAUCUAUAAUCUAAUUGCAUGAUGACAGUUAAGUGUAUAAGCCAACAAGGGGGGAAAAAAUGAAUUGAUCAUGAGAUUGGAAGAAAACAAACUUUGCAUUUACUAUCAGCCAGUUACUUAAAGGGAACCGAAAAUUCUAUAGACAACACACUGAGCAUAGCUACAAGAAGACCUCGUUUAUCAAAUAACUCAGGAAUUUGGAAUAAUAAUAACAAAGUAUUUAACCAGGAAAGGUACGUCCUGGGGAUGUUUCCUUAGCCCACCAUCCAGGGAAUGCCUGAAAUAUAUUUGUUGGAGCCAAAAUAAUGGUUAUUUACAAAAGUGAGAAUUGUAAGGUAUUCAAAGUGAAUUAAAUGUUCAGACCAAAAAAGCUGAAUUGGUAAAAUUCUCCAAGUCAGCUAUGAUUUGAGUUCUGCUGUUUUGGUCUGAACAUUUGGUCUGAAUUUGAACUCCACUUUGAAUUCUCAACAAUUCCUUUAGAUUCGAAAGACUUCUAGGCUCAGAUUGCACAGCAAACUAGAUAAUCUAGGAGUACUGAAAUCCAUCCAAAAUUCCCCCUUAUGCAGACUUUAAAUAGUGUGAAUAAUGUAUUGAUUUUGCAGUCCAGGUGCCCCUGAAUUAAUCCAGACUUUUGCAAAAGACAUGGGGCAUUUAAACUUAAGUGAAUAAUACCCAUUAUCAUUACAAUAUCUAUGAUAUUGAUACACUCUUGUUGGCAAUUCUAUUGACCUUUUAGAAGGUCAUCUAGAGUAACAACCUUCAAUUUCUACGAGCAUUCCACUCCAAAAUCCAAAAGUGUAUGUGUCCCUUAUCUGUUCAUGUCACUAAAGAUUGACCAUGUAUGAGAUGCAUGUAAGAAAAAUCACCAAAAUAUAGAAUAUAUGUAUUCUACAUCCUUCCUUUUUUGUAUACCGUAAAUAUUUGUCUACUUAUCUUGUGCGAUUUAGUAUUACUGGGAACUUUGGGGGAAUGUAUGAUUUUGUAGGGAGAGCACAUAAGGAGGGUGCUAUCUGCUUCUCUACCUGGCCUAGGGAGGAUGAGUGGUGACAAUCAUUGUAUUUUGAGUCAAUGGAAUGUUUUCAUGCUUGGUGUUUUUGGUUUCCUGUAGGUCCUUUCUCAGACCGAGAGUUACCAGUCACAGGUUCUAAAUCGAGCUGCUUCUUCUCUGCACCACUGGAGAGUCAGUGUGAGAAAAAUGAAGCACAUCUAUCUUAUCCUGAAUUUGUGCAGUGUGCGUGAGCGCUGUCUCAUUGGUGAAGUGUGGUGUCCUGUGAAUGACCUACCCGUUCUCCAGGGAGCUCUAGCCAGAGCUUCGGUGAGUCUGUUUUUGCGAUAUUUCUCAUUGUAUGUUUGGUAAAGUACUAAAUGUUUUGGAAGUAAUCUGGACCUUUUUGAGGCAUAAUCCACAAAUUACAUUAAAAAUAUAUUUUAGAUUACUAGUCUCAUUGUAAAAAAAUGCAAUCUAAAUAGUGCACAUUUUUCUGUGCAAUUUACUAUGUAGAACUAUUUUCAUUUACAGGAAGACAGUGGAGGUGGUGGAGAAUCAUUCUGUCAUCGGAUUCCAUGUUCUGUCAGUCCUCCAACUCUUAUUCGCACUAAUAAAUUCACUGCAGGUUUUCAAGAAAUUGUUGAUUCCUACGGAGUGGCUAGUUAUCAAGAGGUCAACCCAGGUGUGUCCUUGUUAGUGUUUACUUUCACUUUCUACACUUCCUGUCAUACCAAGACCAGUUUACAGAGGUAGAAAAGUGGAACGCAAAAAGCACACUCUUCCUGAACACUGACAAAACUGUCACAAUGAUCUUUGGAACAGUACCUAAAUUACACAAUUCCCACCUAUCCAUCAAAACAAAUUCAAAUGGCACACUGACCGCAGUCCAUUCUUUCAAAUACUUGGGUAUGAUGUUAGACCCCAAUCUAUCUUUUGGCCUCCACAUAGAAAAGCUUGCAUCUAAACUUUAUCCAAAACUAGGUGCCCUGUACAGAAACAAAUCCUGCCUAAGCCCUACAGUAAAGAAAACGAUUGUACUGCAAAUGCUGAUUCCAAUCAUUGAUUAUGGGGAUGUAGUAUCUGCAUCGCAAUCCCAAAUUAAUAAACUCAACACAUUGUAUAACUCGUUCUGCUGAUUUGUGCUACAAUGUAAUUACAGGACUCACCAUUGUGACAUGCUAAAAGAACUAAACUGGCUGUCGCUUGAAUCCAGACGCACCCUUCAUCUUUCCAGCCUUGUGUUUAAGAGCUUUUCUGGGAAACUCCCACCCUACCUGAACACAAUGCUUUCCUCAGCUGUUCCCACUUCCUAUAACCUCCGAUCCAGUACCAACACUUUACUUAGACUACCUCAAUACAAAAAGAAAGCAGCCUGAUCCUCCUUCUCCUAUAGAGCACCGCAAUUGUGGAACGACCUCCCGCACAAUUUAAAAUCUUCCCUAAGCUUAAAGUCCUUUAAGAGAUCCCUCUCUACAUACCUCAAAACAGAAUGCACGUGUCAUGGUCGAUUAUAUAUUUCCUGCCUGUUCUAUGUUCAAUUUUGUAUUUAUUGUGUAUUAAUGUUGUUGUUUUUGUAUUUUAUUGUACCCUAAUUGUAACAAUGCAAUGAUUUGUGGACCCAGGACAUACUUGAAAACGAGAGAAAUCUCAAUGUAUCUUUCCUGGUAAAAUAUUUUAUAAAUAAAGGAAAUACCUAUGUUCUUGUUGCUUAAAACAAUGUUGAUGUUCUUGCAGCAUUGUACACGAUCAUAACAUUCCCGUUCCUUUUUGCUGUGAUGUUUGGUGAUGUUGGACAUGGUAUCCUUAUGUUUCUAUUCGCUCUCUGGCUAGUUCUUGGGGAGGACGACCCAAAACUUAAACGCUCAGAGAAUGAGGUGAGAAAUGUCAUGAAACUAAAAUGUUAAAGGGAAAUGUAGGCAGUUCUGUUAGAAUUUUCUCCAUAUAUUUUUCUUUCUGUUUCAGAUUUUUUCUAUGUGUUUUGGUGGUCGUUAUCUUAUCCUCCUGAUGGGUGCCUUCUCUGUAUACACAGGGUUUGUGUAUAACGAGUGUUUCAGCCGUGCAACUUCAAUUUUUCCUUCCGGAUGGAAUGUUACAUCCAUGGCAUAUGAUAAUAAUGACUUGCAGUGAGUAAAACUUAGUCUCUGUAUACACAUGCUUCUUUACCUGCUUUCUAUUGCCUAACUUUUAUCUUUAAAUGUAUUGUUUAGUAAGGCAUUUAAGGCAAAGUCUCCUGUGGAUCCACUGAACCCAAACAUGACUGGUGUCUUCAUAGGUGUAUAUCCAUUUGGCAUUGAUCCAGUAAGUUUCUUGUAUAAAUCAAUUGCAUCUUUAUUUGAUUUGUUGUGGGGUGUGUAA